AUGUUGUUGCUAAACAACAACAACCAAAACAACAACAGUCCAGCAUCAGCCUUUGGCAAGGACUCUGGCAGCAGCAGCCUGGAAACUGAGACCAUGUUCUACCCAGUUUUGAAACCCGGGUACAAUGGGCCAUCCGCAGUGGUCAGGCAUCACAAGAAAACCCAAGGAAAAUCGCCAGGCAUCAAGAACCAGCAAAGGCCAAAUAAUGAUGAAGGCAGUUGGCAGCAAGAAGUCAGCAGUGAAGCCCCUGUCAGCAGUCAGGGUUCUCAGUCAAUUUUCGGUAAGGGUGCUGGUUCCGGGUCCUUGGAGGAUGAGGAAGACUCUUCUGAACCCGGGAGACCCUUGACGAGAAAACAUAAUAAUGGCAACAAUAACAAGCGCAUGUUUGGUGGGGCUCGUCAUCCUGAAUACAAACAGCAAGUGAAAAUAACCAAUAUCCAAGAUGAACCCCGAGACGAAGACAUCCGAGGUCCACCAUACACCAUCAUCUCCCCCAAUUCCGACUCGUCAGAGGACCCAGAAGAAGAAGAAGAAGAACCCCAAGAACCCUCUUCACCAAUCCCUCGCAACCCUGGGCGCAAAAGCAGCGGUAAUUACGAAAGCCACCGAAUCCGGCAAAAAAUCCGCCAGGAAUCCGCCUUCAACAGCAACCCGCAACCCCAACGUCAUCGGGCGCCAAAUCACGCCAACAAAGGCCGCCACGGCGGCGGCAACAACAGCAGACGACCACCAGCACCGACGCCGCCACAAUCCUCAGGUUCUUCUUCUUCUGCUCAUCGCCCGAAUGGGGAUGAAUGGGCUUUAAGAGGGUCGAAUAAUAACCAGCAACAGCUUGGGGAUCCAGUGGCGGCACAAGAACCCGGGGUUCGGGAUGAGGAGAUUUCUGAACCGGAUUCCGGGAAUGAUUACGAAGAUGAGGGCAGUCAGAGGAGGAAAACCCCAAGUGCUGGACCCGCCGGGUUGCCGGCAUUUGAGUUCAAUUUCGGGUUCCAGGAUUUUAGAAUCAAUGGGAUCCUAGUCACCCGAUUGUUGGUGUGCCCCAACAAUUGGGUGACCGGACCACAGUUUGGUGGGCUGGGGAUUGGAGAGACCAAGCACUGCCCUGGCUGGCAAUUGGAGGGACCGGCAUUUGACGGCUGGCGGGGUCCGGAAUUCGAGCCAGACGAAGACUACCAGUUUGCCGACGCCGACGAGGAAACCCCGUCGUCACCAUCAGGGAUCCAUUCGCCACAUGGUCUCAGGAAACCACAACCACCACCACCACCACCAAGCAGGCGCCAACCAGCACCAUCGAGACCAUCACGUCCCGCGCUGGAACAAAACUUCAAGAGACCCAUAGUACCAUCGAUCCCGAUCGUGGUGGCCCAAGAUUUACCGGAAGUCGUGGAGCUGCCCAAUUUAGUUCCGGACAUUGAAUACGUUUCCUUCCUGCCUCCACCGACGAGUGUAGACCAGAAUCCUCCUUCGACACCUUCCAGGCAGCACAAUUACGUCAAAGACCAUCACGUUAACACACAUUCUUAUUCAGACCAUAAUAAUGCAAGGGAUAAGGCUGAAUUUGGUCCAGAUGUGCCCCCCAGGCACGGGUUCAGCGAAAAACCCGGAAAAACGUAUCAUUUCCCGCAAUCCGCAUUCAGCUACUCAUCCAAGUCCAAAUACAACGACCCAGAACCCGUCAAACCCGACGAAAAAAAGCCACACAGGUUCAACUCCCUGAUCGAAAGCCACCCUGAAACCCCGGGUUCGACUCACACCGAUGAGUCACCGCAUCCAGUCACGGAACCCGAGCCAGCGCACCAAGCCAUACCAGAAAAACCCGUGCCCCCGGUCAUCAGUGCCAUUCGACAACGAGUGCGAAACCGGCUUCCGAGCACCGAAAACAAGUCAAAGUCGUCCAUUUCUUUCCAAUCCGUGACGACGACGACUUCGUCGACGGUGAGAAGUCAGGGGAUGUCGACAACGUCUUCACCAGCAGGAAGCUUAACGACAACGACACCGACAGUGACGACGUCGACGACGCCGAGACCGUCGAGGGCGUCGGCGUUUGAGCGGUAUAAGAAUCUGAGGCAAAAGUAUUUGUCCAAGUUCAAGCCAACCAGAGGAGGGUCUUCUGCUGAGGAUGAUUCUGAUGAUCAUGAUGGCAAACCGGAAGUAUCUGUGGCAGACAAGCGCCGGGAUGACCCACAACCCCGACCCAACUACCCGGGAAAAACCAAAACAACCACAACGGCAUCACCAACAACAACAACGACAACCCCAACCCCACCACAAGCAAUAACCAGUCCCAAUAGCCCACUGGGAAGGACUCGGUUCGCACCCACCAGAGGUCCCCUGCGGCGGUGGAAACCCCAAAAUUCCGCUGCUGCGAAACCCGGAAUCAGUGUUACCAGCAGCAGCAGCAGCAGUACCCAGGCAUCACCCACAGCACCCCAAAGACCCGCAAUGUCGGCCAGGGAACGUCUUCAGGGCAUGUAUAGACGGAAGACAACGUCGUCGUCGUCAUCGACGUCGACGACAUCCUCGACAACGACUGAGAAGCCCGAAGUGGGAACAGAGUACAGUGUGAACGUGAAACCAACGGAGCUCCGGAUCGAGUCCAUCGACAUCGGUGGACCCAUUGACAGCGGGGCUUUGGAGUCUCCAGUCGUUGGCAACACUGCCGAUUCUUCAUCACACAACAAUAAUGACGACAAGGAUGGUGACAAAUCUGAAGAUCAUCGAUUUGACGACAGUGAAUCGAGGAUAUCCCACGACGAUGACGACAACGACGACGAGGCUCUAUCCAUGACACUGUCAGUGCCACCGACAGUGUCAGGAAGUCGACGGAGCAGUUUCUUCCUAUUGGCUCCAACUUCAUCUCAAAGCACAGAAGUGAAAAUAGACCUUUUGCCACCGCAGUGUUUAGAAAUGCUCCUGGAUGAUUCAGACGGAUAUGCCAAAGUCACGCAGCAGCGAAUGUGA
Notodromas monacha is the source of this 2961-nucleotide messenger RNA. NCBI's taxonomy places the organism in Eukaryota, Metazoa, Arthropoda, Ostracoda, Podocopida, Cyprididae. The record is from the annotation of a GenBank genome assembly.